AUGAAAACCUCAGCCUUUGCGGUUCCAGAAGAUGUCGAUUUAACAGCAAAGGCAAUUGCAAAUGCUGCCCCAGCCAAGAUCAUAACGAUCCAUGAUGCCAAAAAGAGCCCUAUCAAAUCCUUGGUAUCGAUAAAAGGACGAGUUAUUUCGGAGGAAAUAAUUCGAACAGUACAAGUAAGAGGAACAAAUGUCCAGGUACGGAAUGUAAGGGUAAAGGAUGGAACCGAGGAAGUAAAGGUGGCAUUAUGGCGUGACCAAGUCGAUGGGUGCAAAGUUGGAGAAUUCUUAGAAUUCUCUAAUUUGGAGACCAACUCGUACAUGGAUGAGGUUUCCCUGUCAACAACACAAAGAACAAAAGUGCUGCCAUGUGAUGCUCCCCCAUCAAUGCUAACAGGAGCAGUCAUUGUCUAUGAAAAAUCUGAAUUUGGAUUUUCCAUUAUGGUGGAAGACGAAGACACAUUUCAGACAGUUGGUAUCCCCAUAAAUAUGGUCCGUGACGCUCUCGAAUGUGAUGAGAAUAGUGUUGAAGACACUUUAUCCAUUAGAAUACCAUUCAGUGUUGCAGUGGAAACCACAAAUGGUAUUGUCUCUUCAUUUGCUUUAGUGUGA
Messenger RNA from Magallana angulata, 609 nucleotides. RefSeq lists its product as uncharacterized. NCBI's taxonomy places the organism in Eukaryota, Metazoa, Mollusca, Bivalvia, Ostreida, Ostreidae. The record is from RefSeq and is a predicted model, not a curated record. Bases 1 to 609 code for a protein of 202 amino acids. The transcript is spliced from 3 exons.